CCAAUCGGCGAGAGGAGGGCGGACUCAGGAGGAGCACACAUGAGUUGUCAAACAGGUUUGUCUUGAGCUGCUAAAUCCUCUCAAACACAUUCACACACAUUCUCCUCAACAGGGCAGCACAGUGAGUACGCUGGGCUGAAACAAGCAACCCAAGAGAGGCUCAGGACACCAACAGGGACUGUCAAGAAAGUCCAAAUGCCAGUUCAACUGAGAUGCUGAGAUUACUCAAAUUCUGCGGAACCAGGAGAUUUACUCCAAGGUGGCCGAAGACAAAGCUGUGAACAGAAAGUGCACAAGGACAGGUACGACUACUAGUUUUACAAAAAUGCCUUUGGAGACUCUCCAGCACCCUGCCAGGCAGCCAGCGAGGACCGCUGUGGCUGCCACGCCACCACGCUUGCGGCCCAAGGGGCCAGUGGGGCCAGACUUCUACCGGCAGCGCAAGACAACAGCAGGCGGACCAAAGCAGAGUGCGGUGGAGAGGCUGGAAGCAGACAAGGCCAAAUAUGUCAAGAGUCAGGUGGCUCUUUCUAAACAGCAGCCGGUCAGGCCUCCUGUAAUGCGUAAACCUCUGCUGAACCCCAGAACUGCUCUGCAGCCCACCAGGAAGACACCCACCCAAACCAAAACAAAGCAGGAGGUAGUCCAGCUCAACCUGGAGGAUCUGAGUAACCUGAUCAGUGGUGUGAACGAUGGUGCUGCUGUAAACUCAGAGGACAGUGACGCUCCUAAUGGUGUUGCUACUUCACACAGCUCUCCUUGCUCCACACCUGCAGGGGCGCAGCAGAAGAAGGAGCGGCCGUGUCCACCCCCUCGUCCCGACUGGUCCAGUCCAGCUAAGGUGAGAUUAAAAGCCUCUGGACCUGCCAGGGUAGAGAAUCCCAGUUCUCCUGGGUCUCCAGCUGCAGGGACCGUACGCAGAGUGGACGUCAUGCCUCAGGCCAGCCCUGCGAGGACACCCGGCAGACCGCCUCAGUACAUCCGGCAGCCCCUUCAGCCCAUACCUUUACACUCCCAGUUUCCACUCCGCCCGGCUACCUCACACCUGCGUCUCUUCCACACCAGAACAACACCACGUCCUUCUCCUCUGAAACCUGUUGUUGCUCUAUCUAAACCUGACAAUCCUCUCUUCUCUCCAGCUGAAACCCCCGUCCCCGCUCCCCCCGUCCUCCCUGUUUUCCCUCCUCGGUCCCCAGCGAUUACCCGUUUGUCCUCCUCCAGUUCCAGGAAGCGCCCCUCCCUGACCCGCUCUAAAUCGGACAUGAGUGACCGGUGCUCCCGAGCCGGGACAGAGAUGGAGCGCUUCUUCAACCUGUGCGGUUUGGACCCCGCUGACCUCCAGCUGACGGGGUCUAAUUCUGACAUUGUGUCCAUGGCCCGUUUCCGCAGCGUGAGCGCUCCAGGGUCCGAGUGCGCAGGCUCUGGUAGAGAAGAUGAAGAUGAGGAGGAAGAGGAUGCUGGCAACGCUGCAGAGCGUGUUCCCUAUGGUGUUUCUGUUAUUGAGAGAAAUGCCAGAGUGAUCAAAUGGCUGUAUGGACUCCGUCAGGCCAAAGACAAUGCAAGUAAGAGCACCAAUUUAUAGGGUGCUGUUAGAUGGUCUGCAAGAUUUAAAAUAAUAAAAAAUCCAACAUGUCACCAUUGCAAAACACAAAGAGUGAUGGGAUUAAACGGAGCUAUGUUUUAUAGGGAUGGAUACAAUUUGUCUGACAAAUAAUUCACUUCCAUGUGGUCCCAUUGUUUGUUUUGUUUUAUAUUUUUAUUUUAUUUUACAGAAUAAGAAAUGUUGACAUUUUUGUUAUUGAAAACAGAAAGGGUUAUUUUUACUCUGAGAAAGUCUGCAAUUUUUUUUGUAAUUUUUUCUUUUCAUAAUGGGGAUGUUGUAGCGUCAUCUCUGGUCACGAUCAUGUAAAUAAACGGCAUUAAAGAUUGAAUGAUGAAAGCA
Molecule: messenger RNA, 1942 nt
Organism: Sebastes umbrosus (honeycomb rockfish)
Lineage: Eukaryota; Metazoa; Chordata; Actinopteri; Perciformes; Sebastidae
Gene: fam110a
Product: family with sequence similarity 110 member A
Exons: 2
Coding region: 326-1582 (418 amino acids)
Source: RefSeq, a predicted model, not a curated record